AGGCGCUCGUAGAGCUGUCAAAAGUGUCGGACUUGGUUGAUCGACAGAUCAGUUUGGCAGAUAUGGAAAAAAGACUAAUUGAUUUGUAUCGACGGCUUGAGGGAAGAUUUAAUGUGUUUGAAGCAAAUCGUCACCUUUUGUUUGAAGGCGAAUUGAUGAAGCAGUCCCGAAGGGACAUUCAGCCUCGUUAUUUGAUACUGUUCUCAGACACUCUGUUAAUUUGCAAGUAUUCGCGAGCACCGUCGCUUGGAACAGAGGCCAAUUUUCAUUCUGAUUUCUACAAGUUCAGUGUUUCACGGAUUCGUGUAAAGGCGGAAGAGCACGGCGAAUAUGAAACACAUUUUCAGUUGUUCACCACGCAGAAGAGUGCUGUUUUCAUUGCGAAGUACUUUUUUUUUUCCUUCAGAGUUUUUAUUGUUGUUCUCUUUGGCGAAGUUAUAGAAAAAUUCACAGCUGUUUUUUUUUUCUUUUUUUUUAUGGUAGAACCUUCAAGUAAGCCCAUUUGUAUGGGUUUUUUUGCAUCUGUGCAAUGCAAAUAG
Gongylonema pulchrum is the source of this 539-nucleotide messenger RNA. NCBI's taxonomy places the organism in Eukaryota, Metazoa, Nematoda, Chromadorea, Rhabditida, Gongylonematidae. The record is from the annotation of a GenBank genome assembly.